Molecule: messenger RNA, 666 nt
Organism: Nicrophorus vespilloides
Lineage: Eukaryota; Metazoa; Arthropoda; Insecta; Coleoptera; Silphidae
Gene: Ubc7
Product: ubiquitin-conjugating enzyme E2 G2
Exons: 4
Coding region: 132-635 (167 amino acids)
Cellular component (GO): endoplasmic reticulum; cytosol
Source: RefSeq, a predicted model, not a curated record
UUUAAUUUCGUUGAGUCACCUGUCAAAAUUGUAUCUUUUGUUGUGGUCAAUAAUACACAUUGUUUUUAAUAUGUUUUUAUAAUAGAAUUCAACUAUUUGCGUGUGCUCAAUAUAAAUAGUCGAUUUCAGAAAUGGCUGGUUCUGCUGUGAGAAGAUUAUUAGCUGAAUACAAGCAAUUAACAUUAAAUCCUCCCGAGGGCAUAAUAGCUGGUCCCAUAGAUGAAGAUAACUUCUUCGAAUGGGAAGCUUUGAUUACUGGACCCGAAGGAACGUGUUUCGAGGGUGGAGUAUUCCCAGCAAAGCUAAUAUUCCCGCGAGAUUAUCCACUAAGUCCACCCAAAAUGCAAUUUACUUGUGAAAUGUUCCAUCCGAAUAUUUAUUCAGAUGGAAGAGUUUGCAUUUCCAUAUUGCAUGCACCAGGGGAUGAUCCCAUGGGUUACGAGUCCAGCGCGGAACGUUGGUCCCCUGUGCAAAGUGUGGAAAAGAUUCUGUUAUCAGUUGUAAGCAUGUUAGCAGAGCCCAACGACGAGAGCGGAGCGAAUGUUGACGCAGCAAAAAUGUGGCGAGAGAAUCGAGAUGAGUUUAAUAAAAUUGCGGAGAGGAUCGUCAGGAGAACAUUAGGUAUUCCUGCAUAGGUAAUUUGCAAAUAAAAUAGCAUUUCAGCAA